Messenger RNA from Triticum dicoccoides, 1730 nucleotides. Its product is annotated as adoMet-dependent rRNA methyltransferase spb1-like. Gene Ontology annotation, molecular function: rRNA (guanine) methyltransferase activity; rRNA (uridine-2'-O-ribose)-methyltransferase activity. The record is from RefSeq and is a predicted model, not a curated record. Lineage: Eukaryota; Viridiplantae; Streptophyta; Magnoliopsida; Poales; Poaceae. The transcript has 12 exons. Gene Ontology annotation, cellular component: preribosome, large subunit precursor; nucleolus. The coding region runs from base 1 to 1617 and encodes 538 amino acids. Gene Ontology annotation, biological process: rRNA methylation; maturation of 5.8S rRNA from tricistronic rRNA transcript (SSU-rRNA, 5.8S rRNA, LSU-rRNA); maturation of LSU-rRNA from tricistronic rRNA transcript (SSU-rRNA, 5.8S rRNA, LSU-rRNA).
AUGCCUCCCACGGGUGAACCGAAGGGGAAGAAGCAGCGGCCCAAGGACAAGCACUUCCACCUGGCAAAGGAGCGAGGAUACCGGAGCCGCGCGGCCUGCAAGCUGCUCCAGCUCGACGACCGCUUCCGGUUCCUCCCGUCGGCGCGCGCCGUACUCGACCUCGGGGCCGCACCGGGGGGCUGGACCCAGCUCGCCGUCAGCCGCGCCACCAUUGGCGCCCUCGUCGUAGGUGUCGACCUCGCGCCCAUCCGCCCCAUCCGCGGCGCUCGUCUCCUCAAGGAGGACAUCACCGCUCCCAAGUGCCGCUCCAAAGUGCGCAGGCUCAUGGACUCCAGGGGCGUCGCGGCCUUUGACGUCGUCCUCCACGACGGCGAUGUCCGGACUGCCGCAUCGCCGGCACAGGAGGAGGCCCUGACCACGCAGUCAGCCCUCGUCAUCAACGCCAUACGGCAGGCCACCAUGUUCCUCGCCCCUGGUGGUGCCUUCAUCACCAAGUUCUUUAGGUGUCAAGAUUACCACGCUGUCAUGUUCUGUCUCAAGCAGCUAUUUGAAAGAGUUGAGUUCACUAGACCUUCAGCAAGUCGGCGCAGACCAGCUGAAAUUUACCUCGUCUGUAUGAGAUAUAAAGCCCCUGCAAAGAUUCAGCCUGAACUUCUUGAUUUGAAGCACUUGCACUUGUUGAUUGUGGAUGCAGAAAAGAGCAAGGGGAAGAGACGGCCUGGAGGCCGGAAAUGGUGGAUGAUUGGUCUAGCAUCAGAUUUUAUAUGGUCUAACGCCCAGACACCACUUGAGUUUCUUGGUUCUUUUAUGGCCAUUUCAUUUGAUGAUCCAGCAUCUCUGCCUAUCAAGAGUCAUGAGCUUACUACAGAGGAGAUAAUAUGGAUUUGUGGGGAUUUACGCUUGAUGGAUAAAAAUCGCUUAAAAUAUAUCCUAAAAUGGCGCAUGCGCAUAAGGACUGCACUUUCAUGUUCACAAGUUAUACCAACGGCUGACGGUACCGCGAUGGGCAGGAAGGGCAAAGAUGAUGACCAACUUUUACAGGAAAUGGAGGAACUUAUACGUGUCAUUGAUACAAAGGAAAGGAGAGAGAAGAAGAGUCAAUCAAGGCGUCGGCCAAAGGAGAAAGCACACAAGGCAAUCAUAAUGCAAAUUGAUGCUACAGAAUAUUGUUACGGCGACCCUGACUUAUUUUUUGUUAGUGAUACCAAGGGUGGAAAAGAACCUCAAGCUGUUGAGUCAGCGGAAGAUGGAGACAGUAAUAAUGAAGAAACUCAAACUCACGAGGACUCUGAUGAGGCGGUAGAUUCUGAUGAGGAACUGCAGAGGUACGAAGCUCAACUUGAGGUGUUGCUGGAUGAAGCUUAUGAGCGCAUUAUGACUACAAUAGGCGGAGGAAUGAAAGAAGAAAGCAAACUUGUCAAGCAUAUUGAUCUCAAAACUGAUGCACAUUUUUACGAGGGUGUUGAAGAAUCAGAUGACGGUGUGACGGGGAUGAAGGUUUCUGAUGAAAAUUACGAUCAGGAGAAGGCCAAUCCGCUCUUAUUUUCUCGAAGUACAGAGAAGUUAACAAAAGAGCAGCUUGCAAAGAUGUGGUUCAGUCAGGAUGUGUUCUCAUAAGCUGUUUUUAUUCGGGCAGUGUUAUAGGCGGUGGGCCCUCCCCUAACGUGCACAUUGGCUCGGGAUUAGUUUCAAAAGAUAAGAGUUUGUAUGCCAUCUUAAGGAUGGUAGAU